AUGCCCUUCGUCAAGGCUCUCAAGAAGGACGUCGAAAGCUCGGGGUUCACGGACCCGCUUAAUUGCAAGUUGGCGUUCGAUGAGAAGGAGGUCAUGGAGCAGAUCAAGCCCGCAUUGGCGGCGACUGUGUAUAAGUGCAAGGAGGUUGAAAUUGUGGAGGUUAAUCCCAAUGCAGCGGCGAAGCUGCCUGUUGCUGCGCAGAGUGCGGUGCCGAGGAGUUCGGGGAUCGAUUUCGCUAAUAUGUGA
Coniosporium apollinis CBS 100218 is the source of this 246-nucleotide messenger RNA. RefSeq lists its product as uncharacterized. The record is from RefSeq and is a predicted model, not a curated record. Bases 1 to 246 code for a protein of 81 amino acids. The transcript has a single exon. NCBI's taxonomy places the organism in Eukaryota, Fungi, Ascomycota, Dothideomycetes.